Molecule: messenger RNA, 1545 nt
Organism: Rhipicephalus sanguineus (brown dog tick)
Lineage: Eukaryota; Metazoa; Arthropoda; Arachnida; Ixodida; Ixodidae
Product: tigger transposable element-derived protein 6-like
Exons: 1
Coding region: 1-1545 (514 amino acids)
Cellular component (GO): nucleus
Molecular function (GO): DNA binding
Source: RefSeq, a predicted model, not a curated record
AUGCCGCCUGGUCCUUCCAACCCACAAAAGCGGCAAGCUUUAUCUCUCGAGGCAAAGCAGAGCAUCAUAAAAGAUGUUGCAAGUGGAAUGAAGAAGGUUUCCGUCGCCCAGAAGUACGGCAUCGCCGACACAACAGUGUCGGCGAUUUGGAAAAACAGAGAGAAGGUGCAACAGCAGCUUCAAGGGGAUGCUGGAUCACUCGCAAGAAAGCGGAUUCGUGUUUCAAAAUAUGAAGACGUGGACGCCGCUUUGUACAAGUGGUUUUGCGAGGUGGGAGCCCAAAAUGUGCCUGUGAGCGGUCCGAUGCUGCAAGCGAAAGCCAGGUCAUUUGCCACCUUACUGGGAAUCGAUGGCUUCAACCCGUUAAACGGGUGGAUUCAGCGCUUUAAGGACCGACACGGAAUCAGCUGUCGUGUUAUCUCCGGGGAGAGUGCAGCAGUCGAUGACUCGGCUGUUCAGGCGUGGCUCAAUGUAAACAUGGAGACCAUGCUGUCUAAGUACGCCGAGAGGGACAUAUACAUUGCGGACGAGGCUGGUGUAUUUUAUAAUCUCCUUCCAAACCGAACUCUCACACUGCCCCACGAGCGUUGCUCCGGUAGAAAGGCUUCGAAGGUGCGUUUUACCGUUCUCUUCUGCGCCAAUAUGGAUGGCAGCGACAAGAAGCGCUUGUUUGUGAUUGGGAGGUCGGCGCGGCCGCGCUGCUUCAAAAAAAGGGAGUGCCUUCCAGUCACAUACAAAGCAAACAGCAAGUCUUGGAUGACACGGGAGCUGUUUGCGAACUGGCUUCAAAAAUUUGAUGAAGACAUGAUGUCAGAAAAGCGGCAAGUCGUCUUGGUCCUUGACAACUGCAGUGCUCAUCAUGUAAAUUUGAAGCUGAAGGCGGUAAGCCUCAAAUUCUUGCCCGCAAAUACGACUGCCAAGAGACAGCCAAUGGACCAAGGCGUGAUUGCGCCAGUGAAGGCGCAUUAUAAAAGGCGCAUAUGCGAGAGGCUGCUGAUAAACAUUCAGCGAGAUCAACCAAUGAAGGUUCAUCUGCGUAACGCCAUUGACAUGGUCACGGCAUCUUGGUGGCAGAUAAAACCAUCGACCAUCGCCAAGUGUUUCGCUAAGGCUGGGUUCGUUCGCAACACCGCAGCAGGCGAUCGGGAUACAACGAACGAUGAUGACGACGAAGCCGUCGAUGUGGAUGAUGUGUGGUCGGACCUAAUGAGAAACAACAUUGUUGGUCAGGACGACACCUUCGAAGGCUUCGUGAACGACGACUGUGACGACAUUGUCUGCGAACAAGCAGACACGGACGAGGCAAUCGUGGCAGCUGUGCAGGAUCGCGGUGACGAGGUAUCGGACGACGAUACCGAUGAGGAGGACCGCACACCAGAACUUUCAUCCAGGGAUGCUCUGGAUUAUGUCAGUAAGCUUAAGUUGUUCUGCGUGCAGAACUUGAGCGAGAAAGCUCUCCAGCAUAUCAUCGCCGUUGAAGACGAAAUGGUGCACAAUGCAGUGAAGGCUCGGCGCCAGACAAAGAUCACCGCAUUUUUCCAUUGA